GGGCUGUUGGAGCAAUUACAGUGUAUCAUAAAGGUUUACUAUUUUAGCACUUGAUCUCCUUUUCGAUACCUUGUUGCUUUUCGGUUUUAUAUAGACUACGCGGCUCGCGGGGUUCGCGGCUAAGCGGCGGCGUUAACGAAGCCAGCGGUCCUAAACGUAACGUGAAAUUCGGUUUUUAUUCGUUUAUAUUUUCAAAAACGACCGAUCGGGUUUAUGUAGAUUCGACUUUACCAAAAAAAAAAAAAAAUCUAGCAGCUCGAAAAAGAUACGGGACGCGGGGGUUACGCGCGCGCGGAGGGAGGAGUCAGCGGCGCUCGUUGCGAUUUAAUUGGCUGUUAGCUCACACUGAGUUGUGUAGUUAUCAGUAAUUAUAUUCAGCAUGUUUUGCACAAGAAAUGUCAUCCAGAAAGGGCAAUCUUCUUCCACCGUCAAAUUAUACCACGAAGAUGUCAUGCUCCGAUAGUCCAUCUGGAAAUUCGUUUCUGGUAGACUCCCUGAUCCACGGAAGGGCCGAGGGAAGCGGACACUACUACCAAAACAGCGGAGUCUACUUGCAGCCGGGCUCCGAGUAUUCUUACGGACUGUCUAACUGUGGCUAUUUCUCUGGACUCAAACGGAACGAGAGCAAUUCGCAAAAUGCGGUGCCUACGUGCGGGCCGUACCAAGGCAUGGAAACGUGGCUGGAGACGUCGAGGUCCUGUCGCAUUGAACAGCCUAACAACCAAAUUGCCCCGCGGUCGUUCUCGCCCGCCAUAAAAGAGGAAAACUCUUACUGCUUGUACGAGUCUGAGAAGUGUCCGAAAGAUAGCGUCACGGAGGACAUAUCGUACUCCCGGCUGACACCGAACUCGUGUCCGUCUGGCAACAACAACGGCUGCGUUCCGGUGCCCGGUUACUUCCGUCUGUCUCAGACGUGCGCCACAUCGAAAGGCUUUCCAGACAACAGCCAGUCUGUAGCGGCUCACGCUGCUGCUGCUGCUGCUGCUGCUCAGCGCUCUGCCCGGUUUGACAGCUCUCUUUCAGCCAUAGGAGCAGAAGCUAGCAGGGAAGAGAACGACGAGCCUCCCACAUGCGCACCAUGCGCCCCGGCGAGAAACAAGGAGCUAAGGGGGUCCACCGGCACCGCUUCGUCUCCCGAACCACCGGACAGCCCGGAGAAGGCGGUCACUGUCGCAAAAGGAGAUAACAAAAGCGACAACACAGCUAACUGGCUGACGGCGAAGAGCGGCCGUAAGAAGCGCUGCCCCUACACCAAGCACCAGACUCUCGAGCUGGAGAAAGAGUUCCUCUUCAACAUGUACUUGACGCGAGAGCGGCGCCUCGAGAUCAGCCGCAGCGUGCACCUCACGGACAGACAGGUCAAAAUCUGGUUUCAGAACCGGCGGAUGAAGCUGAAGAAGAUGAGUCGAGAAAACCGAAUCCGAGAGCUGUCGGCCAACUUCAGUUUUUCGUGAAGCCCCCCUCGCUUUGCAGAUCUCUGGCGCCCUCCUCCACCGGCGGCAGCCUACUUGCCCCAAACCGUCUCCGUGGGCGCGUGUGUGCGUAUAUGACUUGUGCAAGAUACUAUUGAUAACUUAUUGUGUGUCGUAUACUGUUGACGUUUUUAUCUGUUUAUGUAUAAUUUUAUUUGACAAGCCAGUCGUCAUAACAUGUCAUGGUUAUUUAUAAACUGUCGGGAGUACUUCACUGUAAAAGCGAGGGAGGAAAAUAUCGAAUGCUCGAGGUGUUCAUUGUACAUAGCCUUCAGACUAUAUUGUACAUUUAUUGUAUAUAACUGCGGUAUCUGCAUGUUGUAAUAAUUAUAACUAUUAUGAAAGCGUUUUUAAAUAACAACGACGCGUUUCUUCUAAGUACGACCUUGUCGGGUAUUUGCUGUUCUAGGCAUAAGUGGAAAAAAAUCGGUAAAAUGUAGAAACUUUUAAACAUGACGGGACUUCUUGUGUUAUUUUAACAGCGCCAUCAAAUGUAUCACCUUUUUGGAAACGUAGGCUAAAGAGAUGUAAAUUAAUCAUUCGCACAUGGCAGAAAAUUAAUAAAGGCAUGUACCUAAACUCA
Molecule: messenger RNA, 2055 nt
Organism: Puntigrus tetrazona (Sumatra barb)
Lineage: Eukaryota; Metazoa; Chordata; Actinopteri; Cypriniformes; Cyprinidae
Gene: hoxa10b
Product: homeobox A10b
Exons: 2
Coding region: 396-1454 (352 amino acids)
Biological process (GO): regulation of transcription by RNA polymerase II
Cellular component (GO): nucleus
Molecular function (GO): DNA-binding transcription factor activity, RNA polymerase II-specific; RNA polymerase II cis-regulatory region sequence-specific DNA binding
Source: RefSeq, a predicted model, not a curated record